CAGUCUACCAGAGCAGUAAAGCUGCUGCCAGGGGUUAGGGAAGGCUUGUGCCGGAAUUGGGCAGGCCGGGGGCUCCUGCCCGGGGUCUGCGCUGCCUCUGCAUUCGGCCGAGGGAUUGAAGAGCUUCGUUACAAUGUGUCGGAGUAGAGGCUCAGUAUCGAGCCUGCUGCUUUCCUUUGUACUCUGCCUCUGCCUCUGCCUCUGCCGUUCACUCCACGGACACAGGUCAUUUGAAAUUUUGCCUCCUGUGAACUUAUCUAUAACGUCUUAUAAUUUCCAUACUGUCUUAAAAUGGGACGUCAUUGAUCCAUCUAGAAACAUGCGGUUUAAUGUUAUAAUCAAAAGUUACAGCGCUUCAACCUGGACACCUUUCUUGCCGUGUUUAAAUAUUUCAACACCCUAUUGUGAUCUCAGUGAUGCUUUUUUACCCGAGGGAGGUAAACUGGGCUAUUACGCCCAAGUUAACGCAGUUACAGAAACACAGAAUUCAGACUUUGUUUCCACUAAUCGGUUCACUUUUAAAUCAAAUGCCACUAUAGGUCCUCCUGAGGUAAAGCUUAAAGCUGAUAACACCGAUAUAAUAGUGGAAGUAUAUUUUAUGCUUGCUAAUUCCACUGAAGAAAGGAAUGCAAAGAUUUUGAACAAGUUAUCAUAUAAUAUUUACUGGCAUUCUGAAACCUCGAAGCUGGGAAAUAAAAUUUGCAACAGCAAAAAAACUCACCACAGAAUUGAAGUGCAAACAGGAGAUAUUUGUGUAUCUGCAGAAGUAUAUCUGGAAGAUUUAGACCUAAAAGGAAAUCUAUCUCAAAAAAGAUGUUUGCAAAUUCAGUCAAGCAAUCUGUCAGAUUCAGUGCAUUUGCCUUGGUCAGCAACCCCAACGAAUGAGACCCCCACCACUCGGAACGAAGAGCUGAGUUGCCCUAUGGAAAAAAUAUAUGAAGAUUAUAACUCGACGACUUACACUUACGAAUACUAUGAUGAUGAUGAUGAAUACCCAGACAAUGAGGACGACCAGAAGGUUGAGGAGCACCGAAUCCUUCCAUUUAUGACAAUAGUAAUUAUUCUCAGUAUUGCCUUCUCGCUAAUUGCAACACUGUUCAUCUGUCAUUUUGUUAAGAAGAAGCAAGUAUUGCCCAAAGUUUUGGUUCAUCGCAUUAUGGGUGAAAGGGGUAAAGCAUACAUGGAUGUAAACAUGGAAUCUGAUGAAAGCAACUUAAGUGAGGUGAAAGGAAUGGAGAAGGCGCCUAUUGUUCGUGAAGUUGACAAAUGUGAUGAGACACAAGAGGAAAUUACCAAAUCUUCAGACAUCUUUGAUGUUGACCGAGUUAAUACUGAUGUGAAUGACAGUGAACCAGUAAAUACUGACUUGGAUGAUCCAUAUGCAGCUAAGAUUGAUAUCAAUGGCAUAGACCAAAGAUGUCCUAGUCAGGACAACAUUGAAGUAGAAGACAGUAUUCUGGAGAAAACAUCUGAUUCGUAUAAGACUAAUUCUGAGCCGGUGACACAAAUCUGUGCAGAUAAUUGGGGUUAUGACAAACCUCAAGUACUGUUUGCACUUUAAAUAAUUGCACAGAUUCACCGAACUAUCCUCCAUUGUGAUGGAAUAAAGCACUGGUGUAUUGCCACUUUAUAAUACUAAACCUUUUUACUUGUGAACAUGGUGGACAUCAGUUUUCUUGCAAAGUGAACGUGAGAUUGGUCCACAACAGUUGCAGCCUAAUUGUUUAAAAUUGCCUAUGACAAAUAUUUUAAACAAUGUUAUUCCUGAGUCAAUGAUGACCGUGACCUUGGAUUGGAGGUACAACUCAAAAAUUGCUGAGGAUACAAAACUUGGAAACAAUUUUCAACCAUGAAGAGAACAGUGUAGAAUGUCAAAAGAACUUUGUGAACUUGAAAGUGUGUGCAAAUAUUUCAAUAUUGAGAUAUAUGAGGCGAUGCAUUUGGUAGGAAGAACAUGGAGAGACAAUAUAAAACAAAAGGUCAAACUCCUAAAGGAGGUGCAUGUAUAUUUGCAAAAUUAAAGGUGACAGUUCAGGGCAAUAAAUGUACCGUAUUGUAGGGUUUGUUAAUAGGUGCAUAUGAUACAAGAGCAAACAGAUAAUUUUGAACUUUUGUUUGUUAAUUUCUGUGACUUGGGCAUCGUUGACUGGUCAGCUUUGAUAGUCCAUCCCUACUUGCCCUUCAGAAGGUGGUAGUGAACUGCCUUCUUUAAUCGCUGAUUCAACUGAGUGACCUGUUAGGCUAUUUCAGAGGGCAGUCGAGAGUCCACCACAUUGCUGUGGCUCUGGUGUCACAUGUAGGCCAGGCCAGGUAAGGAUGGCAGAUUUCCUUCCCUAAAGGACAUUAGUGAAUCAGAUGGGUUUUUCCGACAAUUGACAAUGGUUUCAUGGUCAUCAAUUGACUCUUAAUUACAGAUUUGUUUUUGUGUAAGAUAUUAAUUUAGCUUAGAGUUCUGAGUGCCAAAUUUCAGGAAGAAUAUGAAGGCAUUGGAGAGGAAUACUUUCAGGGAUGAGGGAUCUCAGUUAUGAAUUCAAAUUGGAGAGGUUGGGACUGUGUUCCCUGGAAGUAGAAGGCUGAAGUGAGAUCCGACAGCUGAGAGGACCUCUGGUGAUGGUUUUCAAAAUUGAGGGGUCUAGAAAGUAGAUGGGGAUCGCCCCACACAAAGAGAUCAAGAGCAAAAGGGGAUGGUGUUAAAAUAAUUGGCUCAGGAACCAGAGAUGAUAUUGGGAAAAAGAGCUUUUGCACUCAGUUGAAUGGUGAGGAUCUAGAAUGGCCUUUUAUGAGAGUACAGUACAGAGGUUCAAUCAAUGCAUUCAGAAGGGAAUUAGAAUAUUAUUCAAAAAAAAAUAUGCUUAUUGGGAGAGGUCUGAAGAAGGCAUUAAAUAAAACUCUCAUUCUGAGAGCUGCAGUAGACACCAGCAGAACACCUUCCUUUGGCAGUGUAAUAAUUCUGGUGUGCAACAAUGAUAACUGAAACAGUCAGAAUGACAUUUGUAUAUUAAAGGCUGCACAUUCACAGGAGGCCAACAUAAUUGAAUGCUCGGUUAUGUGAUUAUGAAAUACAGUUUUACAAGGAAUGCUUUUGAGUUAACAAUGCUGUACUUGGCUUGGUGGUCAUGAUCUUACUUCAGAGUCAGAGUUUGUACUCGACUCUCCUUUAAAAAUCUAAACUGAAUAUAGUACUGAAGGAGCAUUGUACUAUUCGAGGCAGGUUUUAGAUGAGCCAUUGGAAUGUAAGUUUGUCUUGGAAUAUUAGCAAAGAAUGGAUGAUAGCCAAUUAGCAACCUGUUCUGGUUGGUUUAAUAAAAUUAAAAUUUCAAAAUGCAUUAGUUCUCAGGAAAGCUUGACAUUCCAUUAAAUUAGGCCUUCUCUGGCUUGUUAGCAAGGCAUAAAAGACCUUUGCUGAAAAUGUGUUGCUGGUUAAAGCACAGCAGGUCAGGCAGCAUCCUAGGAACAGGAAAUUCGAUGUUUCGGGCCAGAGCCCUUCAUCAGGAAUCAUACUACAUAAAAGACCUUUCUCAAGGAAGAGAGUCAAUGUUCGCCUAAACAAAACAAAGUAUUGCAAAGGCUGGAAACUUAAAAUUUAAAGAAAAGCAGAACAUGCUGGAAAUAAGCAGCAGCUGUGACUAUACCUGUGAGGGAGAAAAAUACUUAACAUUCCAGGAUCACUGAUCUUUUGUGAACAACGGGUCCUUAUUUGUUUUUCCUGGAGUAAUUCCAUUCAUCGGCAUUCUCUUCCAAAUUUAACAGCUGUUUCCUGAGGCUCAAAGCACAUAACUGAACACUGUACUCUGUAUCACGUCUAAUCAAAGCACUGCAUAACAUUUUAACAUAACAUAAUUUUUUAAGUUAAAAACCACAUAACACCAGAUUAUAGUCCAACAGGUUU
Hemiscyllium ocellatum (epaulette shark) is the source of this 3889-nucleotide messenger RNA. Its product is annotated as interferon gamma receptor 1-like. The transcript has 8 exons. The record is from RefSeq and is a predicted model, not a curated record. Lineage: Eukaryota; Metazoa; Chordata; Chondrichthyes; Orectolobiformes; Hemiscylliidae. The coding region runs from base 134 to 1561 and encodes 475 amino acids. Gene Ontology annotation, molecular function: protein binding.